This is a messenger RNA of Cavenderia fasciculata, 744 nucleotides long. RefSeq lists its product as uncharacterized. NCBI's taxonomy places the organism in Eukaryota, Evosea, Eumycetozoa, Acytosteliales, Cavenderiaceae. The record is from RefSeq and is a predicted model, not a curated record. The transcript has a single exon. The coding region runs from base 1 to 744 and encodes 247 amino acids.
AUGUCCAACAAUAUUACAAAUUUAAAAAACAUUAAACUUUAUUCAACCAAUUCACCAAAUGUAGCCAAAGUUUAUAUUUUCUUGUCACAUUUACAACUACCAUUUGAAGUCAUUCCAAUUAGUUUUAGAAAGGGUGAACAGUAUUCAGAUGAAUUUAUUGCCAUCAAUCCAAACAGUAAGAUUCCAGUCAUCAUUGACACUAAUCGAAUUGGAGAGGAUGGAAAACCAGUAAAGGUAUGGGAGUCUGGAAAUAUUCUCAUCUAUCUCGCCAAGAAUUAUGGAAAGGGAUUAUACCUACCAAAUGAAGAGACCAACCCAACCAGCCAUUACGAAGUGUUGAACUUUUUAUUCCUCCAAAUGGCAAGCGUCGGUCCUACCCUAGGACAGCUUUACCAUUACACCUUUUAUGCUCAAGAAAAGGUGGAAUAUGCUAUCAACCGUCAUGCAACUGAAGCCCGUCGUCUACUUAGUGUCCUUAAUCGUCAAUUGUCCACCCGUAGCUUUGUUGCAGGUGAUGAAUUAUCUGUAGCCGAUUUUGCCAUCUUCCCAUGGACUCGUCUCAUUCAAUACUUUGCUCCUCACAUUGUUGCCUCUGACUAUCCCUUUUUGGUUGAAUACAAUCAACGUCUCGAACAAUUCGAAUCAACCAAGGCAUUCAAACUAUACGAUGAAAGUUUCAAAGGAUCAAACCAAAAACCAUUAAAUGAUGAUGAAAGAAAGGUUCUCUUUGGUCGUGAUCAUUAA